Molecule: messenger RNA, 1157 nt
Organism: Kogia breviceps (pygmy sperm whale)
Lineage: Eukaryota; Metazoa; Chordata; Mammalia; Artiodactyla; Physeteridae
Gene: TIGAR
Product: TP53 induced glycolysis regulatory phosphatase
Biological process (GO): negative regulation of glycolytic process; regulation of pentose-phosphate shunt
Cellular component (GO): cytosol
Molecular function (GO): fructose-2,6-bisphosphate 2-phosphatase activity
Source: RefSeq, a predicted model, not a curated record
AUGGCAGCGGAGCCGGCCGGUGGCGGGGUGCGGAAGCGGCGGGGUGCGGCGGGCGCAGUGCCGGGUGGCUUGUGCGGAGUGUGGGUGAAGGUUCGGGCGGCGCGCGCGGCCUUUGCUUCGCUCUGUCGCGGUGCCGGCGGGAUGACGCGCUUCGCUCUGACAGUGGUCCGGCAUGGAGAAACAAGACUUAACAAGGAGAAAAUCCUUCAAGGACAAGGAAUCGAUGAGCCUCUUUCAGAAACUGGAUUUAAACAAGCAGCUGCUGCUGGUAUAUUUCUUAAUAACGUGAAGUUUACUCACAUUUUCUCCAGUGACCUCGUGAGGACAAAGCAGACCGUGCAUGGAAUUUUGGAGAAGAGCAAAUUUUGCAAAGAUAUGACAGUAAAGUAUGAUUCAAGACUUCGAGAAAGGAAAUACGGGGUUGCAGAAGGCUGGCCGCUGAGUGAGCUAAGGGCCAUGGCCAAAGCAGCUGGGCAGGAGUGCCCUGUGUUUACACCGCCCGGAGGAGAGACCUUGGACGAGGUGAAAAUGCGUGGAAAAGACUUCUUUGAAUUUCUUUGUCAGCUGAUUCUGAAAGAAGCAGGUCAGAAUGAACAGUUUUCCCAAGAAGCCCUGAGCGACUGUCUGGAAAGUUCUUUGGCAGAGAUAUUUCCUUUAGGGAAAAACUGUGCCUCCCAGUUUAAUUCGGAUGGCGGCGCUCCAGGGUUAGCCGCCAGUGUCUUAGUCGUGAGUCACGGCGCCUACAUGAGAAGCCUGUUGGAUUAUUUCCUGACCGACCUUAAGUGUUCCUUCCCGGUGACCUUGAGCAGGUCCGAACUCACAUCCGUCAGCCCCAAUACAGGGAUGAGCGUCUUUAUCAUAAACUUUGAGAAAGGAGAAGUGAAACCAACCACCCAGUGUGUGUGUGUGAACCUACAGGGCCACCUGACCGGGGUGACCAAAGCUCACUAAAUUUCAAUCUGCAUCGAAAUCUAACAAAUGUGAGCCUCUGACGGAGUGCCUUUGCCUUUAUUUCCACUCUCUGCUGAUGCAGACCUGGAAACAGUUAAAAAGCUGUCCCCAUUAUAGCAGGUUAUAAAGCUCGAAUGGAAUCAGAGCCACGUGAAACACUAAUGGAGAACCAUCGAGAUUGACUUCUUUUUUGUGAGUACAGUUGG